CAACAAGGUGGACUCAAGUAUGGUUCUUUUUUCUCCCCUUGAAAAAUUUUCUAGUUGAACACAAACACAUACCCUUGUCUCAAUAAGGGUGGUGACCAAUGACCAUCAUUUUAUAAUGACAAUCCCUCCAUGCUUUCAUAGCUUUCAACUAAAGUUCUUUCCACCCAAUCAUUUGUCACCCCUCUCAAAGGACACCUUGCUUUUAUUUAAAUGUCUCAAUGAACUGGCAGCAUCUUUGCUUCAACCUUAAGCUCCUUUUUUAAGCUUUUAUGUCACACUUGUUAAGGGAUAGUGUACUAUCUUAAUUUGGCAAAGGUGAAGGUUCAUUCCAAAAUGGGAAGACAGCCUUGUUGUGAUAAGGUUGGUUUGAAGAGAGGUCCAUGGACUAUUGAGGAAGAUCACAAGCUUAUCAAUUUCAUCCUCAAUAAUGGUAUUCACUGCUGGAGAACAGUUCCCAAGCUAGCAGGCUUGCUAAGAUGUGGAAAGAGCUGCAGAUUGAGAUGGAUUAAUUAUCUGAGGCCAGACCUCAAGAGAGGUGGAUUUACUGAAAAGGAAGAGGAUCAAAUUAUACAACUACAUUCAUGUCUAGGUAACAGGUGGUCUAAGAUUGCUUCACAUUUUCCAGGGAGGACAGACAAUGAAAUCAAGAACCAUUGGAACACAAAAAUCAAGAAGAGGUUGAAGUUCCUUGGUGUGGACCCUAUGACACUGAAGCCAAUUGAGCAAAAGGAACAAUCUGGUGAUGACAAAAACAUGACAGACCAACAGCAAAAAAACACUUCAAAAGGGUCUGAGCAAGGUGUGGAGAACAUGUCCUUGGACAUGACAAAAACAGAAGGGAAAAUGGAAGAGAACAAGGUGAUGACUUGGGAUGAUACCACAGAUUUUUCAAACUAUGAGAUGUUAUGCUCACAAUUGGACUUGGGAUCAUGGAUGAGCCAAGAAACCAAAACCAGCACUACUAGUUCUUACUGUAGUUCCUCUUUCUCAUUGGAUGAUUCUAGCAACCUUUCUAUGGAUGAAUCCUCUUACCUUCAGGAAAAUUCCUUACAACAAUGGGUUGAUGGCUUCGAUUCAAUUCUACCAUGGGAUAGCUUCAACCCUCUUGAGAAAGAUUUUCUCUUUUUGGAUAAUAGGCAAUAAGCAUAACCAUUUCUUAAAACUGCCCCAUUUUUACAAUCUCUCAUGCAAUAAAAUGUUACAAAGUAUGUUGUGAAGAAGAUUGCCACUUUCAUCACUUCAUCUUCUAUC
This is a messenger RNA of Cajanus cajan (pigeon pea), 1251 nucleotides long. It is a transcript of the gene MYB40, whose product is annotated as myb domain protein 40. The record is from RefSeq and is a predicted model, not a curated record. NCBI's taxonomy places the organism in Eukaryota, Viridiplantae, Streptophyta, Magnoliopsida, Fabales, Fabaceae.